AUGCAAGUUAUGCCCCUCUGGAAACGACGUCGUGUGCGGCUUGCUUCUCUAGAAACGCGAUUCGUGAACAUCGGUGACCUGAAUCGUGUUCGUCGCAGCUGUAGAGUAAAUAGCCGUAGCUGGCAGGAUCUGUGUAAAAUGCUGCUACGGAGAAUUGUUGCUGCAUGUCCUCAGUCAAAGCGAAUGUUCAGCACUUCUGCUAGCCAUGGCUAUGAAAGUGCUAUUCAGGAACUCAACAAGGAAAUGGAAUCGGUAUUCGGUGAACCUCCUGCAAAUGGACUAGCUACCUCUGCAAGCAAUUUGACCAAUGAAACGCAGUUGUCAUCUCCAAACAUAGCUGAAAGUUCUUUUGAAUUGACUCAUACUGGCAAAUCAGGGGAAGCUCAAAUGGUGGACGUGUCUCCAAAAGAAAGUAGUAAAAGAACUGCCAUUGCUGUUUGCAAGGUAAUUCUUGGAAAGAAGGUCUUUGAUUUAGUAUUGGCCAAUCAAAUGGCGAAAGGAGAUGUGCUUACUGUGGCAAAAAUAGCCGGCAUUACUGCAGCAAAGCAAACUAGCAGUCUUAUUCCAUUGUGCCAUAACGUAAACCUUUCACAUGUGCAAGUGGGUUUGAGAUUGAAUCAUGAGGAUUUCAGUGUAACAAUAGAAGGGGAAGCUGCAUCAACAGGUAAAACCGGGGUUGAGAUGGAAGCAAUGACAGCAGUGUCUAUUGCAGGUUUAACCGUGUAUGAUAUGUGUAAGGCUGCUUCAAAAGAAAUAGCUAUUACAGAUAUAAGACUUAAGCAUAAAUCUGGUGGAAAAAGUGGAGAGUACUGGUGGACACAAUGA
Messenger RNA from Sphenostylis stenocarpa, 825 nucleotides. NCBI's taxonomy places the organism in Eukaryota, Viridiplantae, Streptophyta, Magnoliopsida, Fabales, Fabaceae. The record is from the annotation of a GenBank genome assembly.